Arabis nemorensis is the source of this 1113-nucleotide messenger RNA. Lineage: Eukaryota; Viridiplantae; Streptophyta; Magnoliopsida; Brassicales; Brassicaceae. The record is from the annotation of a GenBank genome assembly.
AUGAUCUCCACAGUCCGUGGAAUAUUAUCGCUUUCAAAAGCUGAAACUUCCGAUUCAUCAAGUGAUGAAGACAAGGGUGGUGACAAAAAGGUAUUAUCAGUUUCUUGGAACCAAGAUUGGAGUGGUUUCAUAGUUGGAACAAAGACCGGGUUUAAUGUAUAUAACAGCAACCCAAUCAAGGAGAAAAUCAUCCGUGAUCCGCACGUAUCCGGCUUGAGAAUCGCGGAGAUGCUCUUCUUUUCUAACAUCUUUGCUCUUGUUGGCAAUGGUUAUAACAGUUCCGAGUACCCUCCUAAUAAAGUCUUUAUUUGGGACGAUCUUAGAAACAAAUGCUUCUGCGAGCUCGCUUUUAGGUCACCAGUUAUCGCGGUGAAGCUGAGGAGAGAACACAUUGUGGUUGUCCUGAGGAAAAACAUAUAUGUCUACUGUUUCAAGAACCUCAGGGUUCAUUGUCAGAUCGAAACAGCUAAAAACCCUAAAGGACUCUGUUGCAUCUCUAACGCUGAGACGAAAGCAAUCUUGGCUUGUCCCGGGUUUCAACAGGGACAAGUUCAAGUCCAUGACUUGAGAAGGAAUAUAAUCAAAAUCAUUCAAGCACAUGAGUCUGAUAUUUCUUGCUUGAGUUUGACUCUCGAUGGAAGUAUUCUCGCAACCGCUAGCGUAAAAGGAACUCUAAUCAGGAUCUUUAACCCACUUAAUGGUACUCUCUUACAAGAGUUGCGGAGAGGAAUAGAAAGAGCAGUGAUCUAUAGCAUUGCAAUCUCUUUGAAUCUGAAAUGGGUCGCUGCGUCAAGUGAUAAAGGGACUCUCCAUGUAUUCCGUUUAAGACCUGACGUUCUUAGUUUAGAUAAAAACAUCACUGAUCAAGCUUCAUCAUUUUCAUUCAUAAGAGGGAUCUUACCAAAGUAUUUAUACGACAACGAACGGUCGUUUGCUCAGUUCUCGUUACCAGCUUCCACCAAGUUCAUUGUAGGAUUUGGACCAGAGAACACUGUUCUUGUCGUAGGCGUCGAUGGAAGGUUUGAUGAUGGAGAAGGAGGGGAGAUGGUGGAGUUGGAACACAAACACUUCUUCUCCUUACCACAGACAGAUGACACAAUCGUUGAUACGUGA